Molecule: messenger RNA, 3423 nt
Organism: Saccoglossus kowalevskii
Lineage: Eukaryota; Metazoa; Hemichordata; Enteropneusta; Harrimaniidae
Biological process (GO): protein localization to endosome; retrograde transport, endosome to Golgi
Cellular component (GO): early endosome; WASH complex
Molecular function (GO): retromer complex binding; phosphatidylinositol phosphate binding
Source: RefSeq, a predicted model, not a curated record
AUGGCGUUUCAUCAAACACCUGACCGAGCAGGCGGUGAUGUGGUGGAAACGAUACAGGGAGAUCAAACAAGUAUGAACGGGCCAAUUGAAUUCUCUGAGUCAAUUCCAUCUGCUCCAACUACCACCCAAAGUUCUGUAGAACAAGUAACUUCAGUGGGUGAAAGGUCAUGGGAGAAACCAUGGACAAUGAAUGAAAUACGAAAAAGUAGUUCUAAUUGGUCAUUGGCUUCAGAUUCUGGGCUUUUACUGUUUUUACAAGAGUUUUCACAGAAGAUGGUAUGCCGUACACAUGAGAUUCAGAAACAAGUGGACGGAGUGUUACAUGAAACUAAAAGUAUUGACUCCAAAAUGCACAAUGUCUUCAGUGACUUCCUCAUGCUGUCUAAUACUCAGUUUAUUGAAAACAGAGUAUAUGACGACGCUCCCGAGGAAUCAGAAAGUAACAACGCUAAUAAAGAACACAAAGAACACAAAGAUGAGGAGAAGACUCGAGAACAGAAAGAAUCUGAGUUGAUCCCCAAAUUGACUGAAGCAUUAAGUUAUGGAUUAUCAGUUUUAGACAAUGCAUUUGAUAAGUUAGAUAUUAAAGCUGGGAAUUCUGAUUCAGAGGAUGAUGAUGUUGCUUAUAAAAAUGAUCCAAUAUUAGAGCCAAAGGACCUGUAUGCACAUCGACCACUGCCAUACCUUAUUGCCACCCCAGCUUUUAUGCAGGAUGAUGAUGUUGGUCUUGGAGAUAUCCCUAGUGAAGAUGAAUAUGAAGAGAGUGAGCAUGGUAGUAUUAGUGCAUCAGAGGAAGAAUCAGAGACAGAGUCUGAAGAAAGCGAAAGUGAAAGUGAAUCAGAAGACUCAUCGACUGGAGUUAGAACCAGAUCUAAAGUGUCCAGAAAGAGUGAUUCAUCCGAGGAGGACGAUGAAGAAGAUGAUUUAUUCAGCCCUAAUGUUGGCAAACAUUCAGCAUCCGAUGCGGAUGAUUCUGAAGAGGAGAAUUACAGUCAAAAACUCAAUAAGGGAGGUGGUUUUGCUGCUGAAUUAGCAAGUAAGAUAGGAGCCCCAGGUCCACGAGAUGCAUCGGAUGAAGAAGAUGAAGGGAUGGAAGAUUCAGUAAGACGAGAGAGGUCUGAAACGACAUCUAGUAGAGAAUCUCACAAAAAGAACAGGAAAAAGAAAGACAAAAAAUCUAAAAAGGUCAAAGUGAAAGAAGAAAAGGAUGAUGAUUUGUUUGGACCUCCUCCUAUGGAUGAUGAUUUGGAGGAAGAUGAUGACUCGCCAUUUGGAAGGCAAGGGAAAUUUAGCAGUGGUGGAGGACUCUUUGAUGACGUUGAUGAGGGGGGGCUGUUUGGUGAGCCGACUCUAAGGAACAAAGAUCCCGUGAAAAAAGAAAAAACUGAAGAAGAAAAACCAACUGAAUCAAAGAAAACGAAAAAGGAUUCUGCAUUAACCAAAUCUGGGAGGAAAGUUCCAGCAGGAGCUGUGUCACUAUUUGGUUCUGGAACUGAUGAUAUGUUCUCCACCUCCAAAAAACAAGAUGAUGAUGAUGAUGAUGAUAAUGAUAAUGAUGAUGAGGCUGUAGAACCUGCUGCUAAAACUAUAACAUCAACAAAACCCCAACCCAAAUCAUUGAGUGGAGGGCUGUUUGAUGAUAAUGAGGAGGAAGAUGAUCUCUUUGCACCUCCUCCAAUGAAAACUACUUCAAAAAAAGCCAAGAAGCAAAUUGAUUUGUUUGGAGAUGACGAUGAUAAUGAUGCUGAAGAAGGGGAUGAUCUCUUUUCACGGAUGCCACCAAAAGAAGUUCCUGCACAAAAAACAGAGGAGAAAAAGAAAAAGCCUGUUGGUGGUGUGUCUGUAUUCGGUGAUUCUGAUCCACUUGGUGAAAAGAAAAAAGCUGAAGCUCCUGUUAAACCAGACAAGAAAGAAACUGCUAAAGUCAAACCAAGUUCAAAGAAAGCGCCCUCUUCGGGAGCUUUAUUUACAGAUGAUGGUGAUCUUGAUAAUAAUUUAUUUUCUCCGCCUACACUUACCAGUACACAAAGUAAAACCAAGAAGACAGCAAGUGACAUAUUUGAUGAUGAUGACGAUGAUGAUGAUUUAUUUAGUACAUCCUCAUCUACAAAAUCGACGCCAAGAAGACAGCAAACUAAGAAUGAUACAAAGGCAAAGAAAGCUGCAAGUAGUGUACUUUUUGAUGAUGAUGAAGAUGAUUUGUUUUCUACUACAAUACAGAAACCCAAAGACAGUGUAAAAAAGAAACCAGUUGGUGGAGUUUCCAUAUUUGGAGGAGCUGACCUGUUUGGAGAAUCUAAAUCUGAAUCCACAGAUAAAGCAACUGUUAAAGAAAAGGAGCCAGAGAUACCAACAACACAGCGAAAACCACGAAGUAAAAGUAAGAGUUUAUUUGCUGAUGAAGAUGUGUUGUUUGGAGGGAGUGAGGAAGCACCAGAUAUUGAUCUGUUUAGUCCUUCAAGUCCACUGAGUCCUGAUAAGCCUGUUGCGUCAUCUCUAAAGAAAACAGAGGCUGUGAAAACCAAACCUAAACCUGCUGCUAAAGGAUUGUUUGGUGAUGAUGAUGACGAUGAUGACUUGUUUAGCAUCACUAAAAAAGCUGCUCCGAAGAAGGAAGUAAAACAAUCAAGACCGAGUCAGAAAGUUCAGAAACCUGCCACAAAAACAAAACAAUCGUCUCUCUUCGGAACUGAGGAUGAUGAUGAUCUUUUUGGUGCUGCCAAAAAAGCAGAACCCAGAAAAGAGAUUAAAAAAGACUCUCCAGCUAAAAAUAAAAUACCUGACACUGUCCCUGUGAAAGGGGCUACCACAACAGAGUCUUCGACUGACAUUCUUGGAAAUGAAAACGAUGAUGAUAUGUUUACUGUGAAAAAAGUAGAAACUACGAAAACUGAAAAAAUUAAGGCACCUCUGGAGCAGGAUGAUGAAGAAGAUGAACUAUUUGGUGGGCCUAAAAUAAAACCUGAAAAACCUGUGAAGAAGAAGAUAGUUGAGAAGGACAUUAAAACUGAUAAAUUGGAGAAGUCACCCCCUGAUGAUGUAAAACCACCAAUCUCAAAGGAGAAGAAGGAACCAGUACAACACAAAGAUCCUUUUUUUGAUGUCGGAGAAGAUGAUGCUGAUGGUUUAUUCAGUAGAAAAUCUCCUGUGCUAGAACCAAGCAAGCCAACUACAAGUAUUAAACCACCUACUCAGUCUUCUAAUUCAACUUCAGUCCCAUCAAGUGAUUCCUCUUUAAGUAACAGUGCAUCGUCCAGCCCUAGAAAAGAAGCUACUUCUAACAUUGGCAAAUUACAAGCCAGUUUAGAUAUAAAACCUUCAUCUCUAUUACCAGGAGCCCGACCACCUGAGAGGACUGAGGAACCAAGCGCUGUUAGUUUUGAUGAACCUGCAAAGCUUAGUACAUUACAUACACUACAAAAG